ACAGCUACGGCCCACUGGCCCAGCGAGCUGACCCAGAGUGGGCUGGGCUUCUUCUUCGUCGUCUCAUACCAAUCGUGCGGCGGCGGCGGCGGGGAUGGCGGCGGCGUUGCGCGGGAUCGGAGCGAAGCUGGGGAAGGUGAACCACGAGAAGGUGACGAGCGCGCUGCUGCUGGGCUCAUUCGUGGUGCUGGGGUGGCGUUCGUGGGAGCAGCAGCACGAGAUCGACGAGCUGGAGGCCAGGAAGGCGUCGCUCCGCGCCGCCAACACCGCCAUGUCCUCCGCCAUGUGGGCGUGGCGCGAGGAGCUCUUCGCCCUCGCCGCCGCGCCCUCCCCGCCCAUCUCCGCGUCCCGCCUCCGCGUCAUCUACGGGGAGGAGCAGCCGCCCGCCUCGCCCGCGUCCAAGAAGCCAGGAGCAGAUGCUGAGGAGGAACCAUUUGCUAUUGCAUGAACUCUUUUCCAGUGUGCCUUAGCAUUGUGAAAUAGCAAUAGAGAUCCCUGAAGGUGAUGAUGUGUUUUUAGAUAAUCCUGUAUAAUUUUGCACCGAGAUGCAAACCGUUUCCAGCUUAAACACAAGUAACAGUGCUGUCCUAAUACAGCUUUUCAAUUCUAUAUAGUGAGCCAAUGAGGGGUCUGUAUUUUCUGAUGUCAAUGUUGUCCUCUCCUUGCAUAUUUGCAAACAGGACCAGCACUUCGAUGGUUUAAAUGAUUGAAUCCGUACUUAUGCUUGUCUUGUUUGUAAUUGUAGAAGUACUGUUUGAAUCCAAGUGGAAGAUGGAAUGGAAGACUCGGUAUAGUUGUUUUA
Molecule: messenger RNA, 802 nt
Organism: Oryza sativa Japonica Group (Japanese rice)
Lineage: Eukaryota; Viridiplantae; Streptophyta; Magnoliopsida; Poales; Poaceae
Cellular component (GO): mitochondrion
Source: RefSeq, a predicted model, not a curated record